AUCUUAUAAUUCCAGCAUUCCUCGCAACAAAUCUAAUAUCAUUUUUACCGAUAACCCUUCAUCCAAAUCAUCUUGAACAACCUUUUUUACAUGUUUCAACUUUAUUUUCUUCUUGGGUUUCAAGAUUCUACCUACGCAAGUACGAUCAAAUUCACUUAAAGAAUUCAAUUUCCCAAACACAUAAUAGUAUUCAGAGUACAAAUAUUGCGUCUCUAAAUCGUUCUUGUCAACAUUUGAAUGACCUUUUAGCUUCUUGUAAACCUUUUUUGUUGUUUGAAAUAUCUUCAUUUCUUGCAAUUCAAAGUCGAUUGAAUCAUCCUCUUCUCAUUUGCGUUUUAGAUUUUGUGAGCUUUGAGAACUAA
Messenger RNA from Dentiscutata erythropus, 362 nucleotides. NCBI's taxonomy places the organism in Eukaryota, Fungi, Glomeromycota, Glomeromycetes, Diversisporales, Gigasporaceae. The record is from the annotation of a GenBank genome assembly.